CUAGACCAUGAGUGCAAAAGAGGUAGGUAGAUAUUGUUGUUCUUUUCACUCUCAUGAUAUUCUGCUAUCGGUCGACGUAUUCUGCUCACAUGGGAUCGCACCCUAACAACGCAGAACAUGAGUUAGACAAGGACAGACAUAUAUUUGUGUCCUUUCUUAUUUCAGGCGUCGAAUUCGUUCGCGAACGACUUUUUGUGCAGUCCCAUGAAAACGUUUUUAACGCAAAACGCUGCCAUGGGAUUCCACCCUUUCCCUUGAUGAAAAAAUGUUGUAGAAAGCCCUUAAAACUGCUAACUUUCAAUAAAUCUGAUGCACGUGAAAAGUUCUUGAGCAAUUUUUUCAUGGGCCAAUUUGGUUGAGAUUUUGACACUUGAUUCUACCUUCUACACGAUUUUUCAAUUUAUGUAGAAACCGGUAUUGUUGAGUGUCAUUAGCGAACUGUGUUGUUAUUUAAUAAUGAAGUUUUCAAAUAGACAAAAUAAAAACUACAGACUUUAGUAACCUGCAAAAACUUGAGUCCCUGCAGCUGUUGGACUGAUUUUUUAAUUUCAGCCUCUGCAAACAAAAUGUUUUAGCAUUUUUCACUCAACUAGACUGCAGAUUACGAACUACAAUGGUGGAUAAUAGCUGCAUAAUCGAGGGAAAUGUCAAAUUUCGAGAUGGAAAGAAGUGGAAAUCACGAUGGUGUGUCAUGAGAAAAUUGUCACCAGUGGCAGAUUGUAUGCACUUACAACUUUACGGAGAUAGUAAGGAUAGAUUCAAGAAUGCACAUACAAAAGCGUCAUUAAGUUUACAACACUUUUUAGGCGUACAGAGUGGUUUCACUCUUGACAAAGAAUCAAACACCAUUGCUAUAAUCUGUCGAGAUAUAAUUGUAGUUCUAGCAUUUGAUACAAGAGAACGCUUAAUCCAGUGGCAAGUUAAAAUAUCAAAUAAUUUAGGAGAAGACCGCCAGUUUUUGGUGCUCAUUUCCACUGCUGCAUCUAAAGGGAAAAUAAGCAACGGUCCAGCACAUCUUCGUGUGCAGAAUUACAGAUUUUGUAUUACAGUUGGCAUUCCGCCUAGACUCGUGGGGAUUUGGAAAAUCGUCCAUCUCCGAAAAUAUGGAGUUGUUGAUGGCCGAUUUUGUUUUGAGGGCGGCUCACGAUGCGAUCGUGGCGAAGGACUUCACGUCCUAAUCACUGAUCAAGGCGACGAGAUAGUAAAAACAUUUCAAUUAGCUGUGGAAGGAAAACUACCGAGUCGAAAAAAGAAUGGACGUGAUCAAGCUUCGCAAGAAAGUCCUCGCAGUCAAUUUUCAAGAUCAGAAACAAGAGUCAGCGACUGUGUUCCAUCAGCGUCCUAUGUGUCUAAUUAUCAUGAAAAAUAUUACGAAAGCAGUAAGAAUGACAGUUCAUCUUUCUGGUUCUCUUCCGACAGACAUCAAGAAAUAGAAUCGGAGGAAAACUUCAGCAGCCGAGAUUCGAUUUCUACCUCGGAAAUGACUGAACAGCCAAAUGAUUGGCAAAGGUAUUCCUUCUCCCGCCAAGGAAGUUCUAAGUUAGAAAGAUGUGCAAGCUGCAUAGGAAAACUCGGAACAAUAUCAAAAUCCUCAACGUCCGUAACAACUGUGGAACCAUCUUCUGGGCUUCAACAUAGUAAUUUAAGUCACGUGACACAUAGAGCACUCGACGGCUUGUCACUUUCGUCCUACAGCAGUAGCAGCCACGAGAGUGAUUACUCAGUGUCACAAAGAGAUGGAACUUUCCAGCAAAUGGAGUGCUGUUGUUCGCAGACUAAACUCGAGCAAACUCCACCAGUUUGUCUUCCUCUCAAGAGUCCCGCAGUACCUCCAAGGCCACCAAAGUCGAGAAACGAAAUGACAAAUGCUGCCAAAUUGAAAAAACCACCUAUGCCACUUCCAAACACUGCGCAAAUUUGCACUUGUCGCCAGAAGAAUGUGGUCCGCAAAAACGAUCUUUCUAUCGGUCCCUAUAACAAUUACGACAUUCCCAAACCUAUACUUGUUCAUCGUGCGAUUCCGAGUCAAGCAGAACCACAAAAUCAAUAUUACGACACACCGAGAAAAAUAAAAGAAUCAUUGCCAAAUGAGUAUUCCAAUUAUGAUAUGCCACAUUUACCACAAGCCGUGAUGUUACAACGAUGUGGCUGUCCCACGAAGUUGUCUCAGUCGACACGACCUUCCGCCUGUCCCUGCCAAAACGUCCUCAGUUGGGCUGGCUUCGUGUUGCCCUACUGCCGCAGAGGAGCUGGAAUCGAACCUACUGGAGUCACCGUUCAACCCAUCCGUCUCUCAGGAGAAGGUAAAAUGCCGGUGGUCAACGCUAAUGGAGGAGUUAAUUUCUUCCCCGAAAAUCUCUCAGGCUUCAGCCACAAAGAAGAAUGUGACAAAAAUUCUCAAGCUAAUUAUGAGAAUAUUGGAACCAUUAUUGAUACGCAACCAAACGCGAAUACCCCCAAUUAUGUCAAUAUUAACUUUAAUUCUUCAAAUCACUAUGAAAAUAGUAAGGAUCUUAUAUUGAAAACUGGAAUUUCGAAAAACGAAUGGAAACAAAUUUCCACUGACUUAGAAAUGCAAAAAGAGGGUAAUAAAGAGAAGAAUGUAUGCUCAAAGAAAGGGGAACCUGAUUAUCUCGAGGUGGAAGCGAAGAAAGUUUGUAAAAAUUCAUCUUCUAGCUAUUUACCGAUGCAGCCUGCACAUGUUUGUUCAAAGCAAAUGUUAUCCAGACUCGUUAGCGGUGUCAAAAGUUCAAGCAAUCCUACUUUGUCAAGUACAUCUUCCGCAGAAGGAAUCAAAAAGAGAUCCGACUCUGAGUAUCGAGUUCCAGGACCCACGGUCUUGUCUAGUCCCUGUUUUACAAGACGUUUAAUUGACGUCAAUAAAAAUAAAGAAAGUAUUUUACUUAGAAAGCGAUCUUAUUCAGAGGAAGCUGCUCGUUUUGUUGACGAGGAAAAGUCAAAUUCAACAAUUUGUGAUUGCACAAAAGAUUCGAGUAAGAAAAUCUCUCUCAACGCGGAGGAUUCUGUUAAUAAAGUAGAAAAAGCGUUUUUGAAUCAGCUUUCAUUUCAAUUGUCAUCAACUGGGUCUUGCAUUAAAAUUCGAAGAUCUUCCUCCGUUCCAUCAAAGGCGGGUCACAGUCGAGAUUCUUCCAGCAGUAAUGAUUCUGGUGUGUUCACUGGAUCUGCCACUAAUAGGAAUAAUGAAUUUCUAGACUUCGAUUAUGCGUCCGUUCCAACUUCAACACCCUUGAAAAGAAGACAAUCUACACUUCUUGCAAAGUCAGCACGGCCGGGAUGCUUUUACAACAGUUUGCCCAGAAAGUCAAAAACAAAUGAUCUACUAAAAGAAAUUAAUUUUCAGUUUCAAAAAAUCAAGGUGCCUGCCAAAUCAUCGUCUGCGGAAUCAGAUAUUCCUUCUAAAGAGACCAAAAGAUUUACUAAUUCUGAUGAGAUCCCUAUAAAUAGAUGCCCCGAUUCGCGAAGCACAAGUAGUGGCACAUCUGAUAUGUCUGAUUACAUUGAGACGUUGUCUCUCUCAUCUCAUUCUUCAACAGAAACACCAGACUGUCUUCGUCAUGAAAGCAGAGGUAUAGCAACAACUUUACGUCCUCGGAAUGGCAAAGAAUAUUGUAAAAUUGAUCGCAGUAUUUUGUUAGACUCUGAACGCAAUGCAAAUUCAGCUUUGUCGAAUUAUGCAAAUAUCGCCUCAGUUGAAGAAAAAAGUGAGUCACCAUCGCCAGGCUACAUGAGCAGUUCACCAUUUGAGCGUCAGUCUUUAACAAAAGAACAUUUUCUGUUUUCCAAGGAAUCUUGAAUAUUUAAGGGUAACUACUGAUGCAACCCAUUCAUCUCAAGUUCCUAGGAAUCCCAAGUAUAACGGAUAGGAGGGUAAAUAUAAAAGUGAAAUUUGAUAACUGAAGUUAUUCCAACUACCUACACUAUAUGCAAGUGUCUUGAAAAGACAAAAUCGAUUGUUUUUACUUUUAAUGCAGAAGUUUGUUUUCUGUCUGUUGCAUCUAAAGAUGUGAAUGUAAAAGCAAUGUCUUCUUGUAAAUGAUUUAUUUAAACUGAAAUCAGUUUUUAUGCACAUUAAAUGUCGCACAAAUACUUAUGCUUUAUUUAUCUUGCAUAUCAUCUUAUAAUUAAAUUAUAGUUGAAAUGAAGUCAAUAAUCAAACACUUUUUACAACGAUUUCAAAAUUUUCUAAAAUAUGCUCAAUACAAAUUAUAAUAUUAAUAUACUAAUAAUAUUACAUGAUGUACUAUAAAAAUUCUCUCUCUGUCUCUCGAUAAAGAAAUUAUAUUCUUUGCAAUGUAGUACAAAUAUUUCUCUUUUCAAGUGUCGCUUAACUUACAUGAGCAAAUUUUUUUUUCAUGUCUAUUAAACUAUUAAAAUAUCUAGGGGUAUAUGGAAGUCUGUGAGAAGGGAACUGAAUAGUUCAAAGUUUCAAGUAGCAGGAACAGUUUUAAGAAUUAACUUGAUUAUAAUUUCAAGUUGGAUAAAAUGGGAUAAAGAUUGAAAAAUAUUUGUCUAUCUAUCUGUAAAACUUGAAUGCUGAUACGUAUCGACAAAGGAAUAGUAUAAGGGGAUGUAUGUCCAAUAAAAUAAAUCAAUGGCCUGGGUAAUUGAAUCAAUAUUAGACUUGCCGGAUCGACACAGCACUGCCCAAACUUAUCCAAAUUGUCACUAAUUGAAGUCUAAGAACGGUAAAAUUGUUACGAAUUACAAAAAUGCAAUAAAAAAUGGACUUUUUUCAAAAUCUUGAGUCGAUGUAACCCCUUAAUUCGCAACACUUUAAAAAUUCCAUAAAUUGGACAAUACGUAUCCGCCUAAAUUCACGCGUAUCUCCUUAUAGAACCCAGCCCCUCAAUUACAUCUCAUUAUGAAACAAUCAAAAUAAAACUUUAGUAAACAAGCCUUAAAGGUUUUAAACAUUAAAUUAUUUUUUAAUUCUAAUCUACGAAGAAAUUACAAUUUACUCAAGGAGUAGAAAACUAAAUUGUAGAAGCUUAAAUUUAUGGCAAAUAUAUAGCAACAUAGAAACCACUGCCAAGUUUUAAUAUCUCUGCAUAUAAUUAUUUUUUAUCAUAUUAUCAUGAUACUAAUGAACUGCAUCCUCAUAGAGAUAAAAAUUUUUAUCCUGUGAACUAAAACUUUCUAAAGUGUUAGUUUCUUAUUUUUCAAAUUCAUAGAACUCCAUAAUUUAACAAAAUUUUAUUAUUUUUAUUAUUUUCAAGUUUCAGAACAUUUUACAAAAGGUAGAAGUUCAAGUUAUGUUCAAAGUUUUUUAAUUAUUAAAUUUCAUAUCGCAAAAGUAUUAAUCUAGUAUUUUCUUAUUAAAAGGACUAAAAAAUAAAAUUUGAAUAUGCUUUGCCUUGAAUAUUCAUGAAAGGCAAUAUUAUAAUUUUAAACGAUGAUAUUAUUGCUCAUGUAAACGACUCUCGAAAAGUGUUUUAAUUCUAGGUUUCUAGCAAAACAUUUAAAAUUGUAGGAUUAUUAAUAAAAUUUGUACCUCAGUAUAAUGUAGGCCUAUCUAAAUAUAAAUAAUUUCUAAAGUUUGAUAAUAUUAAUUUUUCCCAUAAGGAAUGUAUUUACAAACCUAGAAAAGAUUUUAAUUAAAAUAUAAGACUGAAGAAUGGUCUAAAAUGAUUGGAUGUCUGAAACGUAAUGUCCAGCAGUAAGACGUCGUAUAUCUGCAGGAAACUAGAAUUAUGUAAAAUUAAAAAUAAAUAGUUUGGUAGAUGAAAGAAUAUACAGUCACAUUGAUAAUUUUUUAGCUAUUUAUAUUUCCGUACAAUUGUACAUAUUUAUUUUCAUCUAUUUUAAUUUUAACAGUUUUAUUAACUUUAUUAAUUUUAUUAAAACAAAUGUUUUGUUUAUUAUGGAAUAUUAUCCGUUUAUGUAACAUGGACGGAUGCUGUAUGAGCGGAAAGACUAACAUUUCAAUAUUAUAUUCUUUAAGACUACCAACUGCUUUCCAGUGAAUUUCACAUCUUUGAAUUGUAUUACUUUUUCGCUUUCCUUUUAGAAAAAUUGUACUUAUUAUUGGUUAACAUUUUGUAAUUAUUAUUUAUAAAUAGGUUUAUUAGACCAUGUUUAUGAAAAUUGAGAUAUAAAACCUAUCUAUAAACAGUAAUUUUAACAUUUUUUACUUUCAAUUUUCAAUAAUUGCAGUUAAUACUGUGUUUCCCCUUAUACAUUUGUCCUUUAAGGCAAAUUUAAUCAUUUUAUAUAAUGUUACUGAUUGUAUUCUUAUUUUGCAAGAUAAUCAAAUGAAAUUUACAAAUUCAAAGAAAGCAUUUUUAAUGCGCACACAACGAAUGCCGAAUUUAAAUAAUUAUUACAUUUUUUAUAUAUUGUCAGAUAUUUUUCAUUGUUAAAAAAUAUCAAUAAAUUGUAGUUGGAUAAUAAGUGAAUUGCAACAUAUUAAAAAUUUACAAUUGACAUUUAAAAUACAAAGUAUGAAAAUGACAAAGAUGUAAUGCCAAAACGUUUAACAGUAAUUUAUACAAGAAGCCAGAAUCCUUUUAUACUAUGUACUGCUAAAUCAAAUACCAUUUCAAAUAUUUGAAUGUACUAAUUAAACACUUUUUAAUAUUUUUCCUUUUCGUUUGUCAAAAGUAAAGGAAAUUUAAUAAUAGUUGAAGAAAAAACAUACUCCACGACAACAUUUUUAUAUUAUACUGUUAACACUUUUUAAAAUAAAAAAAUGAAAUAUUUAUGUUUCGACGAAGCUUACAACGACAAAGACAAAAUAAGGAUUCUGGAAAAUAAUUUUACACUAAAUUAUGAUAAUAUUAAUUUAUGUUCUUUAUAGAAAUAUAUGAAUACACAUUUCUAUUGGGAGAUCCACGGCCUGCAACCAAAAACAUAAUUCAAAGCUCAAGAGUAUUUUUAAUUUACUAAAAUGUUCCAUUUCUGGGUCAUAAUGCAGUAUGUUGAGUUAGGUUUAUAAAUGUAACUUUUUAAAGGACCCCGCAAGAAAUACAUCAAACAGAUGUAUGAGGCCAUGAUAUUUCAACAUUUGGCAGAGCUCCUUACGAAAUGACAUUUCAACUUCUUUGGAUAAAUAUGAAAAAUUAAUAUUAUUUAUUUAUUGACGGGACAAAUCCUUUCGUUCAAAUGGCACCCCUAAAUUCUAAAUUUAAAAUUGCAGUUACAUUCUUAAACUAGUACUCAAGUAAUUAAGAUAUGGAGAGAAAGGCAUAGUAGAAACCUUCUCUCCGUGUAGGGCUAUUCGAUGCCGAAUCUUCCAUUGGAAUGUUUUCGCAAGUUUUUUAAAAUACAUUGUGCGAACUGGGAAGUGACCCUUGAAAUAUCUCUUGAUCUUUGCGUAAUGUUCUUGGUUAUAUUUUUAAUGCAUUUACAGCAGAUUAGUUACUUGUAAUAGAGCGCGUGUAUUUUAUAAUCUUAAUCUACAUCUUUCACUGAAAAAACAAAAAGGGAAUAUGCUUGGAGAAACUAGGCCAUUUUUUAAUUUAGAAAAGUGUUGCUCUUUUUGAAGCAUAUUCCUUAUUAGUUUUCUUAGUGUUCGAAAAAUAGCAUUUUUUAUGUAAAGUGAAUAUGCUUAACAUUUUAGAGGUAAUGCGUGAAUUAGAUUUGUUUAAAGUUUUGUAAUAUUUAUAUAAACAUUUCUAGUGAACAAUCUCCAAAUAUUUGCAAUUCUUCAAUUAUGAAUCAUACGAAAAAGUAUUUCUUCUCACCAGAAGAAUAUAAUACGAGAGAAAAAGCAUUCUAGUCAGAGGUUAAGUACUGUAGUCAUAAUAUAUUUUUAUUGUGAAAAA
Molecule: messenger RNA, 7784 nt
Organism: Leptopilina heterotoma
Lineage: Eukaryota; Metazoa; Arthropoda; Insecta; Hymenoptera; Figitidae
Exons: 6
Coding region: 614-3814 (1066 amino acids)
Biological process (GO): neuromuscular junction development; positive regulation of protein tyrosine kinase activity
Molecular function (GO): protein kinase binding
Source: RefSeq, a predicted model, not a curated record